AAUUCAGCUCGUCUUAUUCGCAGUUCUGUAUUCGGUCUGGACAAUGCUGGCAAGGUGCGCGCAAAGUUCGAGUUUCCGGCAAACAACUUAGUGGUAACUAGUGUUGAUAUCCAGUCGGUUGAACCCAUUGACCAGCGUACAAGAGAUGCCCUACAUAAAUCUGUUCAACUUGCUAUUGAGAUUACUACAAAUUCUCAAGAAGCAGCAGCCAGGAUCAUUGACUGA
Molecule: messenger RNA, 225 nt
Organism: Protopolystoma xenopodis
Lineage: Eukaryota; Metazoa; Platyhelminthes; Monogenea; Polystomatidea; Polystomatidae
Source: the annotation of a GenBank genome assembly